Messenger RNA from Hypomesus transpacificus, 2456 nucleotides. RefSeq names its product cyclin E1 (gene ccne1). Gene Ontology annotation, biological process: regulation of cyclin-dependent protein serine/threonine kinase activity; G1/S transition of mitotic cell cycle. Gene Ontology annotation, cellular component: cyclin E1-CDK2 complex; nucleus; centrosome. The coding region runs from base 430 to 1743 and encodes 437 amino acids. Gene Ontology annotation, molecular function: cyclin-dependent protein serine/threonine kinase regulator activity. The transcript is spliced from 12 exons. Lineage: Eukaryota; Metazoa; Chordata; Actinopteri; Osmeriformes; Osmeridae. The record is from RefSeq and is a predicted model, not a curated record.
CCAUUCUGCAUGUCUUCAGAUUACUCGAGCUAAAAUAUCUAUUUAUUUUGCACAUUUUAACUGAAAGAGGUGGGGAUUGUGUUGAGUGAGAUACCGUUUGCAACACAUAACGGGAGCUGUAGAACACAAGUUUUUCGCUCUAAGUUUUAAAUCGCCCGCUCUGACGUCUCAGUCUGUGACUGCAUAAAGUCAUCUGUUCUCUCAAAGAAGGCGCAAAAUACUCGCGCCAGCUCAGAUUGAGUUGACAAGCUUCACUGCAAGAGAUCUGCUAGCCGCUAAAGGCCACUCAACGACUCGAAAAUAAAUCAUAUGACUUUCAUCCAAAUAAUUUUUGUACACGUUAAAUUAUAAAAGAAGAUCCAUAACAUUCUGACUGGAGUGGAGUCUUUUGGACUUACUCUUAAUCCCAGUGACACACUUGGGGAUAUAAUGCCAGGAAAGAGACAAGGAACGGAAUCCCGGUUAAUCGCAGAGGUGCCUAAAGAAAAUGAAGUACGUUCGAGGAAGAGAAAGGCAGAUGUUGCUGUUUAUCUGCAAGACCCCGACGAGGAGGUUGCAGAGAUGUCUAUGAAGAAACAUCGUGACUCUGAGGUAUACUGGAGUUCCGAGGCGUGUCAUACAAGUCCCCACAGGUGUAUACCCACACCCGACAUGGAAGUGGAUCGACGGGUCUCCCUGUGCAAAGCAGGCCUGGCCCAGUACACAUUCAGCAACAUCUUUGUCACCCCCGUCCGGUCCUCCCCACUCCCAGUCCUGUGUUGGGCGAGUAAGGAUGUGGUGUGGAACAACAUGCUGGAGAAGGACCGAGGCUACAUGAGGGACAUGCACGUCAUGGACAAACAUCCCCACCUUCAGCCCAAGAUGAGGGCUAUUCUCCUUGACUGGCUUAUGGAGGUUUGCGAGGUGUACAAGCUCCAUAGGGAGACCUACCACCUGGCCCAGGACUACUUUGACCGCUUCAUGGCCACACAGACCAACGUGUUCAAGUCCACCCUCCAGCUCAUAGGCAUCACCUGUCUGUUCAUCGCUGCCAAAGUGGAGGAAAUGUAUCCUCCAAAGAUCCACCAGUUUGCCUAUGUGACAGACGAGGCGUGUGCGGAGGAUGAUAUUCUGAGCAUGGAGCUCAUCGUCAUGAAGGAGCUGAACUGGGGUCUGAGCCCACAGACUCCCAUCGCCUGGCUGAAUGUCUACAUGCAGGUGGCAUACCUGAAGAAGCAGGAUGAGCUGCUGCUACCCCAGUACCCUCAGGCCAUGUUCACACAGAUCGCAGAGCUGCUGGACCUGUGUAUGCUGGAUGUGAGGUGUCUGGAGUUUUCUAACGGAGUCCUGGCGGCCUCGGCCCUCUUCCAUUUCUCCUCGUUGGAGCUUGUGGAGAACGUCUCGGGUCUGAAGCGCUCCGAGGUUGAGGGGUGUGUGAGGUGGAUGGUGCCCUUCGCCAUGGCUCUGAGGCAGGGGGGCAGCGCCACCAUGAAGACCUUCCAAGGGAUCCUUGCUGACGACAUGCACAACAUCCAGACACACGUAGACUACAUGCAGUGGCUGGACAAGGCCUACUCUUACCAGGAAGUGGACGUGCAGUGCAAUAGGAGUGUCCCAGUGCCCUCCGGGGUUCUGACCCCGCCCCUCAGCAGUGAGAAGAUGGAGGACUGCCUCCGCAUGGACGCCUCCGUUCCUCCCAAGAUAAGAGCCAUGAUGAGCUUCCCAGCCCCUCACCCCAUCUCGCAGGAGGGGGAACUGAACUGACCUGAGAUCAGCCUGUAUUCAGGGUGCAGCUGCACCCUACCCGGAGAGGCCUCAACCUGUUCUGGUUGGACGGACACAGGAAGAGGAGGGUGCUAAAUUGGACCAACCAAUGGGAAGGUGGGGGGGGGGAGUUCCGACGCAUUAGCUCCCUGCCCACAUGUGCUUGCAUUAAUUAUCACGUGUCCAUGGCUUUGACCAUGACCUGUUAAUGCUUUGGGUAAUUAAGGAAAUGAAUGAAUGAACAAGUGAGGUCCCGUCUGAGUGAGUAUGAAUGAAGGAAUGUUUUUACGCUGACGUGUGCUAUAAAGGAGGGACCACCUACCCCAAAAAUCCUAGAGCCGCCAUUGGCUCGGAGUGCUGCUAAUCAAGGUGGGCGUGGAUUAACAGAGGAAACUUUGAAGUGUGUGUGUGUUUGUGGCUCUGUCUCGCCAUUUUAUAAACUAGACCACUGCCAAAAUUAGGUUUUGGGACCAGUACCCUAGCUACCGUGAUGGACAAGGUGUGGGACAGGCAGCUUCAGAAGCUACAGUAUGGAAUAUAUUUAAGAUUUUAAUGCAAUUCUUUUUUCCCAUCCUGAGGUUAAAAUGUUGUUUUUUUUCCUCCCUCCAAAAUGUCAGAUUUUAUUUGAGUGUGUUUAUGCAAUGAGAUGCUGCUAUUUCAUAUGAUAUUUUUCAAUAAAGGCGCCACUGUCUCGGGACAGUUUUUAUGUUGUA